Molecule: messenger RNA, 281 nt
Organism: Staurois parvus
Lineage: Eukaryota; Metazoa; Chordata; Amphibia; Anura; Ranidae
Source: the annotation of a GenBank genome assembly
AAGUGGGAACCUGUCAAAUUCGGGUACCCGCUCCCACUUCUGGUUUGUUCGCCUAGGACCGGAAGCGGAAGGUGUCCUCCUUCCCUCCCUCCCUAUAGUCUUUUGGGACAUGUGACAGGUCCCAGAAGACUACAGGACCAUUCAUGAAGCGCAGCGCUACUCGUACAGUGGGUACCUGGCUGUGAAGCCACAAGCUGUGACAGCCGGGUGCCUACACUGAAGAUGCCAGCGCCUGGAACACAGGACGGCUGGUGGAACGGGCUGCAGAGGACACACCACGG